This is a messenger RNA of Odobenus rosmarus divergens (Pacific walrus), 2162 nucleotides long. It is a transcript of the gene PGBD1, whose product is annotated as piggyBac transposable element derived 1. Bases 366 to 1883 code for a protein of 505 amino acids. The record is from RefSeq and is a predicted model, not a curated record. Lineage: Eukaryota; Metazoa; Chordata; Mammalia; Carnivora; Odobenidae. The transcript has 3 exons. Gene Ontology annotation, molecular function: sequence-specific DNA binding.
UCAGAGAAGUUCUCUUCACACUCCGAGAAGACUAUUAUCCACAUAUUAUUUUCUUUAAAUCUAGAACUUGGUAGACUCUCUCCCCAGCUAAUUGACCUUUUGUGUAUUAUCUUCCCAUACUGUGCCAGACUUUGUAGGACCGCUGUGACAGCACUUCUGGGACAGCUGAUGAUUAUGUUAAUUUGAAAAUCCCGUUCCCAGGGCGCCUGGCUGGCUCAGUCAGUAGAGCAGCUGAAGAAGUUGUAACUAAAGAUGGAUUAUUUAAUGCAAAGAAAGAAACUUCUCAAGAAGUGGAGCACGGUGCUGAGGCCCCAGGAAUACCCGACAGAAAUUGUGUGCCCCAGCCACCUUGUACUUCUGUCCGUAUGGAAAGGACAGUUGCACAUUUGAACACUCUAAAGGACCGUCACCCGGGUGACUUGUGGGCCCGAAUGCACAUCUCAUCCUUGGAAUAUGCUGCUGGAGACAUGACCCGAAAAGGGAGAAAAAAGGACAAAGCUCGAGUGAGUGAACUGCUACAAGGCCUUGCAUUUUCUGGUGACUCAGAUGUGGAAGAAGAUAACAAGCUUGAGGCCCACCAUGCUCAAAAAAAGCUAAAGAUGUCAAAUGUGCCAGAGAAGAAUUGGGCCAAAAGAGACAUUAAACCCAGCUUCCCAAGCUGGUCGGCACUGGAUUCUGGACUUUUGAAUCUCAAGAGUGAGAAGUUGAACCCAGUAGAGCUCUUUGAGUUAUUUUUUGAUGAUGAAAUAUUCAACAUGAUUGUCAACGAAACCAAUAAUUACGCAUCUCAGAAAAAUGUCAACUUGGAAGUCACAGUUCAGGAAAUAAGGUGUGUGUUUGGUAUCUUGCUUUUGAGUGGAUUUGUGAGGCGUCCCAGAAGGGGAAUGUAUUGGGAAAUCUCUGAUGCUGAUCAGAACCUGGUUAGAGAUGCAAUUAGAAGGGACAGAUUUGAAUUGAUUUUCUCAUACCUACAUUUUGCAGAUAAUAGCCACCUAGAUCAAAAAGAUAAGUUUACAAAAUUGAGGCCUCUCAUAAAGCAAAUGAAUAGAAAUUUCCUCUUGUAUGCUCCCUUGGAAGAAUACUAUUAUUUUGAUAAGACAAUGUGUGAAUGCUUUGACAGUGACCAGUUCCUGAAUGGGAAACCUAUUAGAAUUGGCUAUAAAAUUUGGUGUGGCACAACCACACAGGGUUAUCUGGUGUGGUUUGAGCCCUAUCAAGAAGAAUCAACAGUGAUGGUGGAUAAGGAUCUUGAUCUUGGUUUAGGUGGAAAUCUAGUGAUGCAUUUUGCUGAUGUUCUUUUAGAGAGAGGCCAAUAUCCCUAUCACCUGUGUUUUGAUAGUUUCUUUACAAGUGUAAAAUUGGUGUCAGCCUUGAAGAAAAAAGGAGUGAGGGCAACAGGAACAAUUCGUGAGAACAGGACUGAAAAAUGUCCCCUCAUGAAUGCAGAACAUAUGAGAAAAAUGAAGAAGGGCUAUUUUGAUUUCCGAGUCGAAGAAAAUGAGGAGAUAAUUUUGUGUCGUUGGCAUGGUGAUGACAUUAUCAGUCUAUGCUCCAAUGCUGUAGGCAUAGAACCAGCCAGUGAGCUAAGUUGUUCUGCUGAUGAGGACGACAUCCAUCAGAUAGCUCAACCAUCUAUAGUGAAACUGUAUGAUGAAUGCAGGGAAGGUGUAGCUAAAAUGGAUCAAGUCAUUUCCAAAUACAGGGUGAGAAUAAGAAGCAAGAAAUGGUACUCCAUUUUGGUAAGCUACAUAAUUGAUGUAGCCAUGAACAAUGCAUGGCAGCUACACAGAGCCUGUAAUGCAGGUACCUCUCUAGGCCUCUUGGAUUUUCGGAGAUAUGUCGCACAUUUCUAUUUGGAGCACAAUGCUAAUCUGUCAGAUUAAGGCAGAUAAAAUGAACACAAUGCCAGUAUGAACAAGACAAAAAAAUUACAGGUACAAAUCAGAUUGUACCCUUCCAAAGUAAACCUGAUGUAUAUAAUGGAAUUAAGUAAUAUUUUUUAGAAGUCAAACAUCUAUGUAGAAUUUCAAAGACAUUAUUAUAACAAGUAAUUUUAAAAAUUAUCUGUAAAAAUGUUGAACUUGAGUGCCACCUUUUUCUAUGACUAAUUUUUGGUGUGAGACACGUGAGAAAUCAUUUGUUAAAGUGAUUAAUUUGUGCCC